Archocentrus centrarchus (flier cichlid) is the source of this 23648-nucleotide messenger RNA. RefSeq names its product dystonin (gene dst). The transcript is spliced from 104 exons. The record is from RefSeq and is a predicted model, not a curated record. Gene Ontology annotation, molecular function: structural molecule activity; microtubule binding; calcium ion binding. Gene Ontology annotation, cellular component: cytoskeleton; membrane; hemidesmosome. Bases 161 to 22828 code for a protein of 7555 amino acids. Gene Ontology annotation, biological process: wound healing; intermediate filament cytoskeleton organization; hemidesmosome assembly. NCBI's taxonomy places the organism in Eukaryota, Metazoa, Chordata, Actinopteri, Cichliformes, Cichlidae.
GGGCUGUCCUUUUUGGACCUGUACGCUCUCCACGGUUUGCUGUGCGAUGCUUCACGUAUGUCAGUGAGUGUCUUUAUUCUCUUGUCGAGUUACCAGCGGUAUAACGGCAGCAGAGGAGCCGGCUGUCUCAGGCUGCCAGAUCUGCCCUAUAUCUCGUCUUAUGAUGAUCGCUGCGGCGUUUUUGGUCCUGUUAAGGCCGUACAGUAUUCAAUGUGUGCUGCUGUUGCUGUUGCUUUUGCUGGGGACUAUUGCGACUAUUUUGUUUUUCUGCUGCUGGCAUCGCAGGCUUCGUAAUGGAAAGCAUCCAAUAAAAUCGGUGCUCUCUGGACGCCCCAAGAGCCGCGUUGGCCUGCGAACGCAUCAUUUUCGAUCAGAGGGCUUCAGGCACAGUCCACAUCGUGCAAGGAGGAGCAUACAUGCUCGAGUGACAGAGGAAAAGCCCAAUCUGGUCGAGGUUCCUGAGAGUGAACCCGAUUCAUUGUCGUCUCUAAGAAAACGCAAAGUGAAGAAAAGAGUCCUGCCAGAAUUUUACCAGUCUGUACAAGUCACCCCUACACGUAAACCUAGCUCCAGUUCGGGCAAUCCGUCCCUGCAUUGCUCCAUGUCUUCCUCGGCGGAUUUUUCGGACGAGGAUGAGUACAGUCUUAAAUCUGGAUCGGCGUCUCCCGCACCAGGAGACACUUUACCCUGGAACCUGCCGAGACAUGAGCGGUCCAAGAGAAAAAUCCAGGGAGGAUCCGUGCUGGAUCCGGCGGAGAGAGCUGUGCUGAGGAUCGCAGAUGAAAGAGACAGAGUGCAGAAGAAGACGUUUACAAAAUGGAUAAACCAGCAUCUGCUGAAGGUACGAAAGCAUAUAAAUGAUCUAUAUGAAGACUUGCGAGAUGGACAUAACCUGAUCUCACUGCUGGAGGUUUUGUCUGGAGAUACACUGCCUCGGGAGAGAGGUAGGAUGCGCUUCCACAGACUCCAGAAUGUACAGAUAGCGUUGGAUUAUUUAAAGAGGCGGCAGGUCAAACUUGUAAAUAUCAGGAAUGAUGACAUCACAGACGGCAACCCAAAACUGACGCUGGGAUUGAUCUGGACCAUAAUUCUGCACUUUCAGAUCUCGGAGAUCCACGUGACAGGAGAGUCCGAGGACAUGACAGCCAAGGAGAGACUGCUGCUCUGGUCCAAGCAGAUGACAGAGGGCUAUGUAGGUGUGCGAUGUGAAAAUUUCACAACCUCCUGGAGGGAUGGGAGGCUAUUUAAUGCCCUCAUUCAUAAAUACAGACCAGACCUGGUGGACAUGAGCCGGGUGUCAACACAGACCAACCGAUCAAAUUUAGAGAACGCAUUUUGUGUGGCUGAACAGCUUGGGGUGGCCAGACUACUGGACCCCGAGGAUGUUGACGUGCAGUCUCCUGAUGAAAAGUCAGUCAUCACGUACGUCUCAACGCUGUAUGAUGCCUUCCCCAAAGUACCCGACGGCGUUGAAGGAAUUAGUCCUAAUGAUGUUGAUAUCAAAUGGGUGGAGUACCAGAAUAUGAUCAAAUACCUCAGCCAGUGGAUCAAACACAAUGUGGCCAUAAUGUCAGAUAGAUCAUUCCCCAAUAACCCUGUGGAGCUCAAGGCACUUUAUACACAGUAUCUACAAUUCAAAGAACAUGAAAUCCCGCAAAAAGAAAACGAGAAAACAAGAAUCAAAAAUCUCUACAAAAUGCUUGAGAUGUGGAUUGAGUUUGGACGUCUUCAUCUACCCCCGGGUCAUCAUCCGAAUGAUGUGGAGAAGGAAUGGGGUAAACUAAUUGUUGCCAUGCUGGAAAGAGAGAAGAGCCUGAGGCCAGAGGUGGAAAGGCUUGAAAUGUUACAGCAGAUUGCCAAUAGGGUUCAGCGGGACUGCGUUAACGGCGAGGACAAGCUUGCACUGGCAAGGACAGCCCUGCAGUCUGAUGCAAAACGACUCGAGUCUGGUAUUCAGUUCCUUAAUGAAGCUGAGAUUGCUGGCUACCUGUUGGAGUGUGAGAAUAUUCUCAGACAGCAAGUAGUGGACAUCCAGAUUCUUCUGGAUGGGAAAUUCCCAUUUGCAGAUCAACUUGUCCAAAGGGUGUCAAAACUCCGGGAUGAUCUUCUAGUCCUGAGAGCCGAAUGCUCCUCUGUGUACAGCAAAGGCCGCACCCUGACAACAGAGCAAACCAAAAUGAUGAUCUCAGGCAUCACACAGAGUCUGAACUCUGGCUUCUCCCAGACCAUUAACACUAACCUGACACCAGCCCUUACUCCUGCACUCACCCCAGGGGUAGUAGGUACCCCUGGGUCCACCUUCACCUCGAGCCUUACGCCGUGCCUCACCCCAUCCUUGACUCCUGCCUUGACCCCCAGUCUGCAGCCUGCAUCAGUCCAGAGCUUCAUAGGGAGCGGUGGUGGCAUGGACCCAGGUAGCCUCAGGCACUUGAAAAACAUGCAGAUCCGGAAGCCCUUACUGAAAUCCUCACUGGCAGACCCCAGCUUGACAGAAGAAGAGGUCAACAUGAAAUUUGUUCAGGACCUUCUGAAUUGGGUCGAAGAGAUGCAGAUGGAGCUGGAGCGUUCAGAGUGGGGAUCUGAUAUGCCAAGUGUGAAAAUGCAUUUAGAUAACCACAAAAAUGUACACAGAGUGAUUGAAGAAUUCCAAAUGAGUCUCAAAGAAGCCAAACUAAGUGAAAUUCAGAUGACAAUACCCUUAAAGCUAAGCUAUUCAGACAAACUGAACAAACUGGAAAAGCAGUACGAACGUCUCUUGAUCUGUUCCAGAGAGCGGCAAAGCCACCUGGAGAGCUUGCAUGACUUUGUGUCACAGGCAACUCAAGAGCUCAUCUGGCUGAACGAGAAGGAGGAAGAGGAGGUCGCCUUUGAUUGGAGUGAUCGCAACAUUAAUAUCUCCAAGAAAAGAGACUACCAUGCUGACCUGAUGAGGGAGCUGGAUGAAAAGGAGGAAGCCAUCAAGUCUGUGCAGGACAAGGCAGAGCGCCUUAUGCUUAAGAAUCACCCAGCCAGGCUAACUAUUGAAGCAUACAAAGCUGCAAUGCAGACACAGUGGAGCUGGAUUUUACAGCUCUGCUCGUGUGUAGAACAACAUCUCAAGGAGAAUGCUGUUUAUUUUGAGUUUUUCAGUGAUGCCAAAGAGUCCAUGGAUUACCUUAAAAACUUGCAGGAUUCUAUUCAAAGAAAAUACAGCUGCGAUCGAACAAGUAGCCUGCACAGACUAGAGGAUCUCAUUCAGGAGUCCAUGGAUGAGAAAGAGCAGCUUCUUCAGUACCGCAGCACUGUAGCUGGGUUAGUGGGCAGGGCUAAAAAUAUUGUGCAGCUCAAGCCCAGGAACCCUGAAAAUUCAGUGAGAUCUUCCAUCCCUGUUAAAGCAAUCUGCGAUUAUCGGCAGAUAGAGAUCACCAUUUAUAAAGAUGAUGAGUGUGUACUGGCCAAUAACUCUCACCGGGCUAAGUGGAAAAUCAUCAACCCAGCAGGUAAUGAGGCGAUGGUUCCCUCGGUUUGCUUCACUGUGCCUCCACCCAACAAAGAGGCUGUUGAUAUGGCUUCAAGAACUGAGCAGUUAUACCAGAACGUCCUGGCACUGUGGCACCACUCCCACAUCAACAUGAAGAGUGUGGUGUCUUGGCAUUACCUAAUGACUGACAUUCGAGCCAUCCGCAACUGGAAUGUGGCUUCAAUAAAGACCAUGCUGCCAGGUGAGCAUCAGCAGGUCUUGAGCAACCUGCAGUCCCACUUUGAUGAGUUCCUGGAAGACAGUGAGGAGUCAGAGGUGUUCACAGUGGCCGACUGCGCACAGCUCGAGAGAGAUGUGACGGCCUGUAAGGAGUACUACCAGGAACUGCUCAGAUCCGCAGAGAGAGAAGAACACGAGGAGUCAGUGUACAAUCAUUACAUCUCUGAAAUACGUAACUUCCGAAUGCAUCUGGAAGCCCAUGAAGAACGCCUCAUCAGGCAAAUCCGCACACCACUGGAAAGAGAUGAUUUGGAGCAGAGUCUGCAGCGUAUCACAGAGCAUGAGAGAAAGAUGGCAGAGCUGAAUAAGUUGAAGGACGACCUGGAUGCCAUGAAGGAGAAGUGCGAGGUGUUCCUCAGACAGGCCGCGGGUUCUCCGUCUGCGGCAACGCUUUCGUCUGAGCUCACAGUUCUCAUUCAGAGCAUGAGCCAAGUAUACUCAAUGUCUUCCAUAUAUAUGGACAAAUUAAAAACUGUGAGUUUAGUGGUGAAGCACAGUCAGAGUGCAGAGGCCCUGGUUAAGGCCUAUGAAUCCAAACUGUACGAAGAAGAUGCCAUGAACCCUGAUCUCAAAUCCAUUGAAAGUGUCAUUUCUACACUGAAGCAAUGGCGGACAGAGAUCGAUGAAAGACAGGAGGUGUUCCACGACAUGGAGGAUGAGCUGCAGAAAGCGCGCGUCAUCAGCGACCGCAUGUUUAAAGCGCACAACGAGCGCGACUUUGACCUCGACUGGCACAAAGAAAAGGCAGAUCAGUUAAGCGAGCGGUGGCAGAACAUCCACUCCCAGAUUGAUAGCAGGCUGCGGGAGCUGGAUGGCAUCAGCAAAUCUCUGAAGCACUACAGAGACUCCUAUAGUAGCCUCGAUGAAUGGGUUAGAGAAAUGGAAGCAGCACAGCUGAAGGCCCAAGAACACAAACCUGAAGAUAGCAAGGCACUGGCUGAGCUGUUAAACAAACAGAAAAUCCUUGUUGCUGAAAUUGAGCAGAAACAGAGCAGUAUAGAUGAGUGUCAAAAGUACUCAGAGCAGUACUCAUCUGCUGUUAAGGAUUAUGAACUUCAGCUGAUGACGUUCAGAGCGAUGGUCGACUCCCAACACAAAUCUCCUCUCAAGAAACGGAGAAUGCAGAGCUCCUCUGACGCCAUUCAGCAAGAGUUUAUGGAUCUCCGAACCCGCUACACUGCUCUGGUGACUCUGAUGACACAGUAUGUGAAGUUUGCCAGCGAAACACUGAAGAGAACUGAGGAUGAGGAGAGAUCUGUUGAUGAGGAGAAGAGAGAGCAUGGUGAUAAAGUUAACAAACUAUUGCAGUGGAUGUCCAAUGUGAAACAGACCAUGAGCAAUAAUGGGGAUGCUCUGAAAGAUAGUAAUGCCAACACAGAUGCUUCUAAUAAGCCCCAGGUGUCAGUUGAGGAAAUGGUCACUAAAAAGGAACAAAUUUCCGAAGCCUUGAGGUCCACACAAAUGAUGCUAAACAAACACAGUGACAAAAUGUCAGAAGAGGAAAGAAAGAAGGCCCAGGAGCAGCUGCAGUCUCUCACUCAGGCCUACAGUGAAAUCUCCCAGCAGUGCUCAGAUCAGACAGCCUCUGCAGAAGAGGUUUUCAAACCCGCUGAUAUCAUUGGGACUGGAAUGAGUGGCCUGAUUGAUCAGAGGGCUUUGGUUCAUCUCCCAGAAGCCCUCCUGACCUCCAGCCUCUCUCAGUCUGAGCCCCAGGUCCAUCAGGGGUGCAACGAUGCUCUAGAAGAAAAUCGCACAUACACAUCGACGCUGAAUCACUUGCCAGUGUUUAAUGAAUCAAGCAAGUGCAUACAGAGCUCACAUGUCUCUUCUGUGUCCCUGUCUGACGUAGCAGCAGCUAGGGAAGGGUCCACGUGUGAAGAUAUGAUCCUAAAGAUAAUAGAGGUCAGCCAGGUCAGUGAUGACGUGAAGGUGUGCUACACAGGGGACACAGUGACCCUGGAGAAGGGAUUUCAGUGUGGUUUAAUUCCUGCUUCUGUCUAUGUAAAGAUCCUUCAGAGGAAAAAGUCUUGCCAGGAUAUGACAGGUUUUGGCACUGCAGAAAGUCUGUCUUCCUUAGAACCCGAAGAGGAGCUUGAACCUUGUGAGGUUAAUAAACUGAUAUUAAAGUGCCUCAGCAGAAAGAAAUCCCUGACAUCAGAGAGGAAUAUUAACAGUGUGACUUCCGGUGGUUUUUGUGAUCAAGAGAUUAUGUCAAGGUUGUUAGGUGCUCAGGGGGAUCUAGGUGAUCCCGAAGAAGGUCAGAAUGUCACAGAGGGGAACAUCCUAAAUGGUGCAGGUGGGCUGAAGGUGGAUGCAGCCAUUCAGUGCGAUCUGAUGAGCUCCAGCAGCACACUCAUCGUGCUGGAAAAUCAGCCACAGUUCAUGGGAGUUGUGUUGCCUCACUCUGGGGAAAUCCAAACUGUGUCUACCUCGUAUGAAUCCCAAAUCACCUCCAAUGACUUUACCUGCAGACUUUUUAGUAAUCAGGGAAAAAUAGCAGCAUUUUACAUUCCGGAAAAUUCAGAGGUGGUAGAUAUCACCACCGCUAUUAAAAAUGGUUGGAUCGACAUUCACACAGCAGAGGUUCUGAAGUCUGUAGAGAUUCCUGAUGUGUUCCCAGAUGUUGGUCACCUUAGUGAAAAGUUUUCAUCUUGGCUCACGUAUAAAAAGCUGGCAAUUGACGAGUUGCCUCAUGAUGGUUCAGAAUGUAACCUCCCCUCUCCCAUGGAGGCAAAACAGUUAUUCAUCUCAUACUUGAUGAUGAACAGUUACAUUGAUCCAAAGUCAGCGCAGAGGGUUUUGAUACUUGAUGAUCAGUUAAAUAAAAUGGCUCAAGCUUUUCUUGAAGAUCCAGUAUUUUAUCUGAAGACUGAUGAAAGUUUGACUAAUCUGAAUUUAGAUGUCAAAAAUCAUUCAGAACAUGCAGAUUCUGAGAUGUCAUUACACAUAAAUGAGGAAACGGAGGAGUUAAUAAAUACCACACAGCAUGUGUUUGAUCCUCAUGACUUUGUUUCCCAGACCGGCGGGAGAAUCACCUUUGAUGAAAACACACAACACACAAUUGAGCCUCAUAAUUUUGUUUCCUCCAGCAGUGGACGAAUAACCUUUGAUGAAAAAUCAAAUAAAAAUGACAAGGCUUCAAACCAUGAGCCUGUCAGGGACUUUUUAGUGGGUAGUGAUGCUGAUAUUGAUACUACAAAGUCUGCUACAGAGGAGGGAAACAUGUAUGAAAACAGCACAUACUGGACAAAGUCAGAUCAAUUUGAAGAAGGAAUUUCUGGAAAUACUUUACAAAUGGAGGCUGGAGAUUAUGCCAGAGAAGAUCAUGAUAUUUCAGGUUCUCUACAUGUGUCAGUCCCUGACACAUUUUGCUCUGGGGAAAGCAGAAACAUUGGCUUACCACCCAGGAUGACUGACUCUGAGUCCUCAUUUAUAUCUUGCCAUCAAGUGCUACCAGAUUAUAAGGUUAAGUGCUUUGAAUCACCAAGUGUUCAUACUGACCAAGCUGACAUUUUAUGCUCUGAAGACUCAGUGGAGGGCAGAAAUGAGCGGGACCGUGCUAUUCAGCUUCUAAAGGCCCAAAUGGAGGGAGGGGGCAUUUUGGACGUUACCUCUGGGAACUUUUAUAACCUGCAGGAGGCUCUUAAUAAGGGAUUAGUGGAUGAAAAGACAGUACUUGAGCUGCAUGACUCACAGUCAAAUGAAAAAAUUGGCAUCCUAGGAGAUGAGACAGGCACAAAUUCUGUAUUAAAACAGGCAGCGUCAAGCAGAUGUCACACAGAGCAGCAGAGCUUUUUGAGGUCUCAUUGCAGUAUUGGUAUCAGUGAGUCAUUGCCCCUGGAAUUAGUUAAGGACUUAGAUUCCAAAGAUAGCAUAUAUCCAGAAGAAAACCGUGUUUACUCCCUUUCUGAAGGUCAAGAUCUGGGUUCAAUAAAUACGAAUGAAGCUGAAAAUAUGCAGCAGGUGAUUUCGAGGAAAGCUGCUGUCAUGGCGCUGGAUUUAGCCCACGAGGAGGCUAAUAACAAAGAGAAAGAAAGUGAAAACAGAAGUUCAGAUUUAGGGUGUGAGGCAGUGGGGGAUGUAGAAAUGAUCACCAAUAAAGUACAGUUUUCCCUUUUGUCAGAAAAUGGUAACAUGCCUCAGAUGAUCUCACCCUCCUUAUGGAGUCAGGUUACAGCACAGUGUACUAAUCAUAUAGAAAAAUUGCCUUUACUGGCCGAAGAGAGUGACUCACAGAUCUUAAUGGAUAGUGACAUGACAGGUAGAAUCUCCAGCAUCAAUAUUGCUUCCAAAAGCCAGACUCAGCGUGCCACUUUAACUUAUCAUUCCAGUAAAUCUGACAGCACACCCGGUGGUAAUGAUUUUUUCAGUUCUGGAUAUGAUGCCAGUGUAAGAAAUCAGACAUUCAGUCGGGGUGAAUCAGGCACGUCUGAUUCAUAUUGCAGUGCUUUGUCUUUGGAAACUAGAGUGGAGGAUGAAAGCGGUGCUCAGUCACCUUUGGGCAGUGAGCCAGCUCUGAGUGUGGAUUACACAUCGCUCGGGGAUUUGGUUGAGAGUGCAGUCAUCUCGGUUUCCAGGGGUAAUUGUAACUCUGUCGAAAACAUUGCAAAAGAUGGCAGUGUAAUCGCAUUACCUCAGCAAGCAGAAAGUGAUUUUAGUGGUGAAUCUGAGCCCAGCAGCUGUCAGAGAGAGCAGAGCUCGAUUGCACCUGUUUGUGGAAGACUUCCACAACAACAGAGCUUUUCUUCUGAGAUACCUGCUGUUUGCAGCAACACAACAGCAACAAAUACCAUCAAUCAGAGCAGCUAUGAUAUCGAAGAUUCAGUCCUGACUCAUAAAGAUUUGUUAGCAUUGACACAUGGUGGCGCAGGUGAUGCUGAAAGGCUUUCCCCACAGAGUCAAAACGAUGACAUUGUCACUGGUGAUACUGAACAGAUCUUUGUAUCUCCCUGUCAGAGAGAUCAGAUCUCAAAUGCACCUGUUUGUGGAAGACUUCUACAACAACAGAGCUCUUCUUCUGAGAUACCUGCUGUUUACAGCGACACAACAGCAACAAAUACCAUCAGUCACAGCAAAUAUGAUAUCGAAGAUUCAGUCCUGACUCAUAAAGAUUUGUUAGGGUCGAGACAUGGUGGCGCAGGUGAUGCUGAAAGGCUUUCCCCACAGAGUCAAAAUGAUGACAUUGUCACUGGUGAUACUAAACAGAUCUCUGUAUCUCUCUAUCAGAGAGAUCAGAGUCUGAGUGCACCUGUUUGUGAAAGACCGCCACAGCAACAGAGCUCCUCUUCUGAGAUACCUGCUGUUUACAGCGACACAACAGCAACAAAUACCAUCAGUCACAGCAAAUAUGAUAUUGAUUCAGUCCAGACUCAUAAAGAUUUGUUAGCAUUGACACAUGGUGGUGCAGGUGAUGCUGAGAGGCUUUCCCCAGAGAGGCAAAAUGAUGACAUUUUUACUGUUGAUACUGAACAGAUCUCUGUAUCAAGAAAGAACCCAGACAAUGCCAAUAUUGAUAGAAAUGUCUCCUGUUUAAAUCCACCCUCUGCCUUAUCAGACAUCAACUUUGGACAGUCUGAAAAUAGAUUAGGAGAAGAGUUAAGAUCUGAUCCUCAACCAGAGGAACAAAGAUUAGAUGUGUGUGUUUCUGUGCAUCCUGAUACGGUUACUGAUUUCCUAUCUGAAAGCAGCAUUACUCCUGUUGUUUCCUCUUCACUCCCAUCAGUGUUUUCUAAUCCUGCAAAGACCUAUGUAGAUGACCAGGAGGAAAUUAUUACACACAAAGCUAAAGACAGUGAUUUGGAAAAGGCACAAGCUCAAGACAGUGAAGAUGCUAUUGCUGUAGAUCAGAAUCAUCCACAAUCUUUAGAUAAAGGCAGUUUCCGCGAGAGUAGCACGUCUCACGGACUCACAGAGAGCAGUCACCCAGAUCUUCUCAUGGAUUUACUCAAGCAAAAUUCCCUCAGUUCAGGCAGUGAGGACACAGGGAAAACAAAACUGAUGUAUCAAGAAGAAAAAGGAAGUCAAGAGACAGAGCAAUCUGAUGCUCCAAAUAUCCAGUUGCAGCUACUGAAGGUUUUUAAGACUGUCUCCACAAGCCAGGACCUUUCAAUGCUUAAGGAAGUGAUGGAUACUCUCAGUAGUGCUCUGGGGUGUGACUCACAGCAGGAUCGGUGGCACACACUGGAGAGCAUUAAGGAGGAAAGCUCAGAGGGAGAGGAUGAGGUGUCAGGAGAGGAUGAGAGUGGUGCAAAGACUCACCAGCCAUCUGCAGAGGGCUCUGCCAGCUCAGAUGGCAGCAAAGUUGAGGUGGUCAAAAAUAAGCUGUUCUCCAUUCAGGAUUAUUUGGAGUGUGUUGGGAGGCUGCAGGAUCACUCUGAUGUUUUAGAAGAUGUCAGAAAAGACCUUGCAAUCCCAAUACCUACAGGCAACAACAUGGAAGAGUUGCAGACCCAAAUAGAGGAAUGUCAGUCUCUGGAGUCUCAGCUUUCUAGUCUGGCUGAACUUCUGACAGUAGAUAUGGAGAAAGCCAAACAUCUCAUAAACUCUGCCGAUGAGGAUGUUCCCAAACAAAUCCGCCAUGACUUGGUCUUGAUAUAUCUGGAGCUAGAGCCAAAUUUUACUGCUGUUUCUCAGAUGUGUGCAGAAAGAAGAAAGUCCCUGAUUCAAGCAAUGGACACAGGGAAGGUCAAUCUGGAAUCAACAUAUCAGCAGCAUCUCAGUGGUCUUAAUAAACUGGCAGGCCUAAUUCAAAAUAACUCUGAGAUGCUGGGUGUGGAUUUGAACACGUGUGAUGCAAACACUCUGGAAGAUCUGAGCCAGCAGAAUAAGGACAUGGAGGACCAUCUGCAAAAAGAAGCAAGGCUCAAAUUAGAGGAUGUCACAUUUGAUGUCCAGUGCUUUGUUUCAGAGCACACUCAGUUCCUGAGUCCAGCUCAGAGUAGCUACCUCCUCAAGUUCCUCAGCACCACUCAGCGAGCUUUCAGAAACCAGAUAGAAAGGCUUGCAACACAGAGGAGCGCCUUAGCUGUCCUACUUGAUGCCAGAGAGAAAGAAAACCUGGCAGAGUCUUUAUUGGAGAAACAGAAGGAGUUUACAGACAAGCUGGCAGAAGUGUGCGAUAAUCUCACCCUGACCGAGAACCGCCUGAUUGGUCACCAGCAACAGUCUGAUAAUGCUGAGAGUAUCACAGACCUGCAGCAGUACCAGCAGGAGCAUCAGGCUCUCCAAAAAGACGUGUUGACAAACGCCAGUGCCUUAAAUGACGUGAUCAGCAGUACUAAAAAGUUUCUGGAGGACAACCGAAGCAAGCUGACGCCAGAUCAAAUCGCCAUUAUUGAAAGCAAGCUGGAAGAGGCUAAAAGCAAAGCCAAACUCAUCAACCAGCGUGCUGAGGACUCCAGAAAAGAUUUGGAGAAAGCUGUCACGACAGCCAUACAACAGGAGAGCGAAAAGGCAGCAGCUGUUAAAAAGCUUGAAGAAAGUAAGAACAAAAUUGAAGGUCUCCUGGACUGGAUUUCCAACGUAGGAAAUGAAAACAAGAGCAGCCUGGAUCAAACAGACCAUGUGAGUCAAGAAAAUGGAAACCUGCCAGAGGAACCCUCAGCUAAGAAACUGAUAACAAAGGAUGACGAUGCCAAUGGAAACGCUUUGCAGACUCCUGAGAAGGAUUUUGGUAGAGAGACCAAGGCCGAGGACGAUGCAUCCCCGGGUCUUGAUAAGCAGUACCAGAGGCUCAAGGCCCAUCAUCAGGAGAUUCUGUCCCAGCAGCAGGAUCUGAUCACGGCCACUCAGUCAGCUCAGGCUCUGCUUGACAAACAAGCCAACGUGCUGUCUCCACAGGAGAAGGAGGCUUUGCAGAAGAACAUCCAAGAGCUAAAGGAGCGCUAUGAGACGUCCCUCACUCAAGCUGAGCAGCAGAUGAAGCAGGUGCAGUGUGUCCAGGAGGAGCUGAAGAAAUUCCAGGAUGACUGUGAGGAGUUUGAAAGCUGGUUAAACCAGGCUGAAGAAGAGAUUGAGCAACUUGGAGCACCUGCAAGCUCCCUUAAUAUCCUCAGCGAUAAACUUCAGCGACAGAAAAGCUUCUCAGAAGAUGUGAUUUCCCACAAAGGGGACCUUCGCUUCAUCACUAUUUCGGGACAGAAAGUGCUGGACGUGGCUAAAGGGUUUGGAUCUGGUGACCCAGCAGCUAAAAAUCCUCUGUUACACGUGGAUGCUUCAGGGACCUGUUCUGCUGUCAAGGAUAAACUAGAUUCAGCAGCCAGUCGAUAUAAAACACUACACUCACAGUGCAAUCUGCUUGGCAACAACCUCAAAGAAGUGGUUGACAAAUACAAAAAAUAUGACGACUCAAGCACCGGUCUGUUGAAGUGGCUCAACAGCUCAGAGGAGGAGGCGAGGAAGCAGCAAUCAGAGGCCAUAUCAGCUGACCCUCAAAUGCUGCAGAAACAGCUGGAGGACACCAAGGCUUUACAAGGUCAGAUGAUGGGACAUCAAACUGCUAUUGACUCUUUACGCAAAGCAGCUGAGACUUUAGUAACAUCUGAAGGUGACUUGCUGAGCGAUCCAGAUGAGAUCCAAGAGACAGUAGAUGACAUAGUGGAGCGUUAUGACAACCUUUCCAAAUCUGUAAGUGAUCGAAAUGAGAAGCUCCAGAUCACCCUGACUCGCUCUAUGAGUGUUCAGGAUGGCUUGGAUGAGAUGAUGGGAUGGAUGGAGGGAGUGGAGGCCAGUGUGGAAGAAAAAGGGCAAAUAGCCUUGGACUCUGCAUCUCUUGGAGAUAUCCUGAGCAAAGAAGCGGCUUUAGAGCAUGACAUAGCAAGUCGCCAGAGCAGCAUCUCAGCCAUGAAAGCCAAGGUGAAGAAGUUUGUGGAGACAGCUGAUCCCUCUGCUGCUGUGCUUCUGCAGUCUAAGAUGGACUCUCUCUCCCAGCGCUUCUCUGACGCGUGUGAUCGACAUAAGCAAAAAGUUGCUAAGAUAGAGCAACUGAAAGAAAAGGUUGAGCAGUUUGAGAACGUAGCGGAAAAAGUCCAGCAGUUUGUUGUAAAGCGCUCACAGGACCUGCACGAAACAGACGGGCCGGGGAAAACUUUCAACGAACUGUCACAGCUAAUGCAGAACACGAAAGCUGAGAUGGCUGAAUGUGCCAGUGAUUUCGAGAAGAUGCAGACUCUGUCCAAGGAGCUGUCUGAAAUAAGCCCUGAUGGAAACAAAACCCAAAUCCAGAGCAAGAUGGACAAUCUCUCAAACAUUUUCAGCACCUUUAAAGACACUGUCAAAGAAAAGGAAGAGGAGCUAUCAUCCUGCCAGGACCAGCUGGGAGAGUUCAGAUCUGCAGCCAGUGCUCUCACCAAGUGGCUGGAGGAAACCAAUGACAAAGUACCUGCAGAUCAGCCGAGCAGCAGUGAGAAAAGUCUGGAGAAGGACCUGCAGAUAGUCACUGGAUUAUUAGAUGAAUGGACAUCCAAAGGCCCUGCUGUCCAAGACCUGAACAGUAAAGGAUCAACACUGUGCAACUUGAUCACUUUUCUCACAUCACCUGCCAAGACUAAGACUCACAACAAGUCAGCUCUUACUAAUGGUGAUGGUCCAGCAAGCCAUACCUACCUAACCAACAAAGAGCUUAUGGUUAUUCAGCAGAACAUGUCAUUCAUCAACGAGGGGUACGCGAACCUCGGGGAAACGCUGAAGAGUCGAGCAGCAGAGCUGAGUAGUUUGGUGCAGGAGGUGAAAGAGGCCCAAAAGGAGACGGAUGACAUGAUGAAAUGGCUGAAGGACAUGAAAAAGACCACGCAAUCCUGGAGCAAGGCAGCCACAGAGAAAGAGUCAGUCAAAACACAGCUUGAACAGCAAAAGGCAUUUGAAGAUAACAUGAAGGAAAAACAGGAGGCCCUUCAUAAACUCCGACAGAAGCUCCUCAGUUUGAUCAAGACUCAUCCAAACUCCCCUGAGGCAGCAAAAUGGAAGCAGCUGCUGGCAGAAAUAGAUGCUGCCUGGGCAGACGUCAGCGGCUCUGUAGAGGAGAGGAAGCAGCACCUGGAGCAGUCCAAUAAGAAUCUGGACAUCUUCCAAACAACAGAGCAGCAGCUUGGUCAGUGGCUUUCAGAGAAGGAGCUGAUGAUGAGUGUCCUUGGACCCCUCUCGAUAGACCCGAACAUGCUUAAAAUGCAGAAGCAGCAAGUUCAGAUCCUCCAGAAUGAGUUUAAGAGCCGCAAACCUCAAUAUGAACAACUUGAGGAAGCUGCCUCUGUCAUCCUUAGCUCAUCAUCUAACCAGGACCCAUCAAGUGGGAAGCAGGUGAAGGAGCAGCUUGCUGCAGUCACCCAGAAGUGGGAAGGCCUCACAGGACAGCUGGACCAGCGAGAUAGCCUCAUUGACCAGGCGGUGGUGAAAACUGGAAUGUUUCAGGAGUUGCUGAGGGGUCUCAGUAACACUGCCACUCACCUGGAGAGCCAGCUCUCAAACCAUCAAGGCCUCAGCACCCAACCUGAUGCUGUGAAGAAGCAACUGGAGGCUGUCCAGAACAUCUCAGCUCAGCUGCGAGAGGAGAGGAAGAAGCUGAAGGAGGCAGAGGCCAUCAAUGAAGAGCUCACAGCAAUGGUGACUGAGGACUACCUCAAAGCAGACCUCGCAAGGCAGCUGGAGAGUGUCCGCAAGCCUUUUAAGCAGUUGGAAGAGAAAGCAGCAAAAAGAAUUGAACAGUUGAACUCAACCUUUGCCAGCUCUCAGCAGUUCCAUCAGACUUCCAAAGAUUUCCAGUCAUGGCUGGGUGAGAAGCUCCAGGACCAGUUUGAGCCCAAACCCAUUUCUGCUAAAGUGGAGGUUCUGCAACAAACUGUGGAGGAGCACAGUAAACUCCAGAAGGCUCUCAGUGAACACGAGGAAGCUUUCAAUACCAUCAUUGGAGAGGGAGAGAUGCUUCUGCACAACACUGAUGGUGCAGAGAAGUUAGCACUACAAGGUCAGCUCACUACCCUCUCUUCCAACUGGGAAGAAAUGAAGAAGAGCUCUGCAGAGCAGGCUGACAAACUCCAAACUGCUCUGAUGAGAUCACUGAAGUAUCAGGAGCACGCAGAGAAGCUCAACUCUUGGAUUCAGGAGUGUGAAGCUAGUGAGGGCCGAGUGAAGCUCACCGUUGAUCCCGUUGCUGUGGAGAGCUCCAUUUCUCAGUUGAAAGCUCUCCAGAAGGAUGUUGAUAAGCACAGAGGGCUGGUGGAGCAGCUCAACACAGCUGCAGAGAGCCUUCUUGAAGUGGCCAACACAGACACUGAAGCUAUAAAAGAGGAGAAGACUAGUACUGGGAAAAGAGUUGACAAUAUAGUGGAAAGUCUGCAGGCUAAAAGGGAAUCCCUAGAGGAGAUCUCACACACAGUAAAGGAAUUUAAUGAUGCAUACAAAGAGGCAAAGACUCAGCUUGAGGGAGCUAAGAAGCAAGUGGAUGCCUAUGAAACACAGGGAGUGCAGGCGCACAGCAACAAGAACCUGACCAACAUGAAAGCGCAACAUAAGAGUUUAGAGGCUGUGCAGAACCAAGUAGAGCACAUGAAGGCCUUGGCGAAGGACCUUGUGGUAGAUAUCCCAGAUGCUGAGGGGGUGACAGACCUCUUAUUACAGGCAGACAGCAUAGAAAAAGACUACAGCAACCUUAACAAGAAACUGGAGGAGACAUGUCAAGAAUUGGAGGGUAAACUGCAGGGUAUCGGGCAGUUCCAAAACAACAUUCGUGAGAUGUUUGCACAGUUCACAGAGCUGGAUGAUGAGCUGGACAGCAUGUCUCCUGUGGAUCUUGACUUGGACACCCUUAAAGAACAGCAGGACAGCAUUCAGAGUUUUGUGGCUAAGCUGCAGGAGCUCAUGGCUAACACAGCCAAUGCUGGAGACAGCUGCAAGAAGAUGUUAGACUCUGAACCUUCACCUGACCUUUUGGGCCUGAAGAGAGAUCUGGAUGCUCUGAGUAAGCAGUGUGGCAAAUUAUUAGACAGAGCCAAGGGAAGAGAGGUCCAGGUACAGAGUACUCUCACAAAGCUAGAGGAGCUGUAUGGUAAACUCCAUCAAAUGGAAGAUAAACUCUGCGGAGCUGUGGACAAGGAGGCAUCCCAGGAGGCAGUCGGCAUGGAGACAGAUGUGAUCAACCAGCAGCUGGAGGCUUUCAAGGCUUUUCAGAAAGAGGACAUUGAUCCACUGCAGACCCAGCUUCAAGACAUCAAUUCUCUCGGGCAGGGGCUCAUCCAGAAUGCUGCUAAAGGCACCAGCACUAAGAAGCUUGAAGAUGACCUGGAAGGUGUCAACACCAAGUGGAAUACCCUCAACAAAAAGAUUGCUGAGCGCUCAGCCCAGCUGCACGAAGCCCUCUUGCAUUGUGGCCAGUUCCAGGAUGCUCUGGAGUCCCUUCUCAGCUGGUUGACUGACACAGAGGAGCUUGUGGCCAAUCAAAAACCUCCCUCUGCCGAGUUCAAAGUGGUGAAGGCACAGAUACAAGAGCAGAAACUCUUACAGAGGCUGCUGGACGACCGAAAGCCGACAGUGGAGCUGAUAAAAAAGGAGGGAGGGAAGGUUGCAGAACUGGCAGAGUCUGUGGAUAAGGAGAAAGUGGCCAAAGAGAUUGAAUGCCUGGGACAGAGGUGGGACACUCUUCUCAAGAAGGCUGAAAACAGGCAUAAACAACUAGAGAGCAUCUUAGUGGUCACUCAGCAGUUCCAUGAGACUCUGGAGCCCCUGAGUGAGUGGCUCGCAGCCACAGAGAAGCAUCUCGCCAACUCUGAGCCAAUAGGCACUGAGACAUCUAAGCUAGAAGAUCAGAUCUCUCAACACAAGGCUUUAGAGGAGGAGAUUAUGAAUCACAGUAAAGACCUGUUUCAGGCUGUCAGUCUUGGCCAAGUGCUCAAAACUGUGAGCUCAGUGGAUGAUAAGGAGUUUGUUCAGUCCAAACUGGACACCACUCAGGCCAGUUACAUAGAGCUCCAGGAGCGAUGCAGGAGGAAAGCUGAGAUGCUCCAGCAAGCUCUGGCAAAUGCCCAGCUGUUUGGAGAGGACGAAGUGGCACUCAUGAACUGGCUCAACGAGGUGCACACAAGGCUGAGUCAAGUGUCGGUGGAGGACUACAGAAUAGAGGUUCUUGAAAAGCAGCUGGCAGAGCAACGGGCACUUCAAAAUGAUAUUGGCUUAAGGAAGAGAAAUGUUGACCAAGCCAUCUCUAAUGGGGUAGAGCUGCUGAAGCAAACAACAGGCGAUGAGGUGAUUGUUAUCCAAGGCAAACUGGAUGGAAUAAAAACAAAAUAUGCUGAGAUAAACUCUAUGAGUGACAAUGUGUUGAAGACGCUGGAGCGGGUUUUGAGUCUGUCUUCUAAGCUGCAGCAUACUCACAAGGACCUGAGUUCCUGGCUAGAGAAAGUAGAGUCUGAGAUUGACAGCUUUGCUCAUCAGGAGCCAGUCGGUGAGCAGCUGAUUCAGUCACAAAGCAGGCAGAAGGCCUUGCUGAAAGAGACCAAAGACCAAAAACCAGUGUUGGAUCAGCUGAAUGAGUUGAGUGGUUCACUCUUGGAUCUGAUCCCCUGGCACACUCGGGAGAGUUUGGACAAACUCGUGUCUGAGGAUAACGAGAGGUACAGAGCUGCCUAUGACAUCAUCACCCAGAAAGUUGACCAGAUCAAUGCUGACAUACUCAAGUCACAACAGUUUGAACAGGCUGCAGACAAUGAACUCUCCUGGCUGACUGAUGCUGAGAGGAAGCUGCUAUCGAUGGGCGAGAUCAGGCUGGAGCAGGACCAAACCACAGCUCAGCUUCAAGCACAGAAGAUUUUCUCCAUGGACAUCAUGAGACAUAAAGAUGCUGUAGAUGAGAUUGUGAAAACAGGAAAGGCCAUCAUGAGCAGCAAAAACCCAGAGGAGAAAGCAGUCUUGAAGGCCAAGACCCAGACUCUCCUCGAGAAGUAUGGUGUUGUCAGUCAGCUGAAUUCAGAGCGCUGUCUGCAGCUGGAGCGAGCCCAGUCUCUAGCCACUCAGUUUUGGGAGACCUAUGAGGAACUGUGGCCAUGGCUUCAGGAAACUUUAAGCACCUUCAGCCAGCUGCCCCCACCUGCCAUUGAGUACGACACACUCAGGCAGCAGCAAGAGGACCUCAGGCAAAUGCGGGAACUGAUUGCAGAGCACAAGCCCCAUAUUGACAAGAUGAAUAAGACUGGGCCUCAGUUACUUGAACUCAGCCCAGUGGAGGGUGAACCCAUCAGAGAGAAAUACACAGCAACUGACCAACUUUACACCAAACUCAAGGCUGAUGUCAAGCAGAGAGCUGCCACUUUGGAUGAAGCCAUCUCCAAAUCCACUCAGUUCCAUGAUAAAAUUGAUCCCAUGCUGGAAUCCCUUGAACGAAUCGCUGAACGCCUCCGCCAGCCUCCAUCCAUCUCUGUGGAGGUGGACAAGAUCAAGGAGCAGAUUACUGAAAAUAAGACGGUCUCUGUGGACUUGGAGAAAUUGCAGCCCUCUUAUGAGACACUGAAGCAACGAGGUGAAGAGAUGAUCGCACGAUCUGAAGGGGCUGACAAGGACUUAUCUGCCAAAGCUGUGCAAGACAAGCUGGACCGAAUGGUAUUCCUGUGGAACGACAUCCAGGCGUUGGUGGAGGAGCGGGAGGCGAAGCUGCUGGAUGUGAUGGACCUGGCAGAUAAGUUCUGGUGUGACCAUGGCGGUCUCAUCAUCACCAUUAAAGACAGCCACGACCUGCUGAGGGAGCUGGAGGAGCCCGGAGUCGAUCCUUCAGUCGUCAAACAGCAGCAGGAAUUUGUGGAGGGAUUUAAGGAGGAGAUUGAUGGACUGCAGGAGGAACUUGAUGGAGUUCGAAACCAGGGUGCAGAGCUUAUGACUGCCUGUGGGGAACCUGAUAAACCUGUGAUAAAGAAGAGCUUGGAUGAGGUGAAUACAGCAUGGGAGAAUCUCAAUAAAACUUGGAAGGAGAGAGGAGAGAGACUAGAAGAAGCCAUGCAAGCUGCUGUGCAGUUUCAAGAUGGCCUACAGGGUAUGUUUGACUGGGUGGAUAUUCUGGAAAGUAAGCUGGAUUCAAUGUCACCCGUGGGCACGGAUCUAGAAACCGUCAAGCAGCAGAUUGUGGAACUCAAGGAGUUCAAAGGAGAAGCGUACCAGCUACAGAUUGAGAUGGAGCGCCUGAACCACCAGGCCGGCCUCCUGCUGAAGAAGGUGACAGAGGAAGCUGAUCGCUGCACCAUCCAGGAGCCAAUGUCUGAACUCAAGAUGCUUUGGGACAACCUGGAUGAGAAGAUCAUCAGCCGGCAGCACAAACUGGAGGGAGGCCUUCUCGCGCUGGGGCAGUUCCAGCAUGCACUGGAUGAGCUGCUGGCCUGGAUGAGCCACACCGAGGAGCUGCUCAAUGAACAGAAAAACACUGGAGGAGACCCCAAAGCCAUCGAGAUAGAGCUCGCCAAGCACAACGUUCUCCAAAUAGAUGUUUUGGCUCAUAAGGCAACAGUUGAGACAGUGAACAAAGCUGGCAAUGAUCUGGUGCAGUCCAGCGCUGGAGAGGAAGCUUCUAGUCUGCAGAGCAAACUGGAGAAUCUGAACCAGAGGUGGAAAGCCAUCCUGGAAAAGAUGGAACAGAGGAAGCAACAACUGGAAAGCUCUCUGCUUCAGGCCCAGGGUUUCCAUGGUGAGAUAGAAGACAUGCAGCAGUGGCUGAAAGACACAGAACGUCAGCUGUUGGCAUCAAAGGCUGUGGGAGGCUUACCAGACACGGCCCGGGAGCAGCUUAACGCCCAUCUGGAGUUGUGUUCUGCCUUUGAGGUCAAAGAGGAGCUGUAUCAGGAGCUCCUGGACAAGGGUCACCAGCUGCUCACAAUGACACCAGAGGGUCCAGACAGCAACACGGAGCAGGACCUCGCCAACCUGAAAGAAAAAUGGGAAGUGGUGCAGGCGAAGGUUGCUGAAAGAAAGGUGAAACUAGAAGAAGCUUUGACGCUGGCCACAGAUUUCCACAACUCUCUGCAAGAUUUCAUCAACUGGCUGACCCAAGCAGAGCAGACCCUGAACACGGUUUCCCCCGCUUCCCUCAUACUGGAGACCAUCAUGUUUCAGAUAGAUGAGCAUAAGAUGUUUGUGACAGAGGUAAACUCCCACAGAGAGCACAUUAUUGAACUGGACAAGACAGGCACACAUCUGAAGUACUUCAGCCAGAAACAGGAUGUGGUCCUGAUAAAGAACCUGCUGCUCAGCGUCCAAGGCCGCUGGGAGAAGCUGGUGCAGAGGUCUGUUGAGCGAGGUCGUCUGUUGGAUGAAGCCAGGAAGAGGGCGAAACAGUUCCAUGAAAAUUUCAAUAAAUUGAUGGAGUGGCUAGAUGAAUCUGAGAAGACUCUGGACUCUGAAGUGGAAAUUGCCAAUGAUCCAGAUAAAAUCAAGAUGCAGCUGGUGCAACACAAGGAGUUCCAGAAAGCUCUUGGCAGCAAACACUCUGUGUAUGAUACUACCACUCGAACGGGGCGGGCCCUGAAAGACAAGACCUCUUUACAGGAUGAUAAUCAAAAGCUGGAUGACAUGCUGAGUGAACUGAGGGACAAAUGGGACACUGUUUGUGGGAAGUCAGUGGAAAGACAAAACAAGCUGGAGGAAGCCUUGUUGUUCUCUGGCCAGUUUACAGAUGCUCUCCAGGCUCUCAUUGACUGGUUGUACAGAGUGGAACCUCAGCUGGCUGAGGACCAGCCCGUACACGGAGACAUAGACCUGGUUCUGAACCUGAUCGACAACCACAAGGUUUUUCAGAAGGAGCUGGGAAAGCGGACAGUAAGCGUUCAGGCCCUCAAACGUUCGGCAAGGGAGCUGAUCGAGAACAGUCACGACGACUCCUCCUGGGUCAAAGUCCAGAUGCAGGAGCUGAGCACGCGCUGGGAGACGGUGUGCAACCUGUCGGUGUCUAAGCAGGCCCGGCUGGAGCAGGCCUUGGGCCAGGCUGAAGAGUUUCACUCUACUGUUCAUAUCCUGCUGGAGUGGCUAGCUGAGGCAGAACAAAGUUUGCGUUUCCACGGCAGCUUGCCCGAUGAUGAGGAAGCUCUGCAGGCGCUUAUCGAACAGCACAAGGGGUUCAUGAAAAAACUGGAGGAAAAGCGAGUGGCUCUAAAUAAAGCAACCAGUAUGGGGGAGGCCAUUCUCAGCAUCUGUCAUCCAGACUCUAUCACAACCAUCAAGCACUGGAACACCAUCAUUAAAGCCCGCUUUGAAGAGGUUCAGGCUUGGGCCAGGCAGCACCAGCAGCGACUGGCCACGGCCCUCACUGAGCUGUUAGCUACUCAGGAGCUGCUGGAGAAUCUUCUGACAUGGCUGCAGUGGGCUGAGACCAACCUCAAUGACAAGGAUAAGGAGCCACUCCCUCAGGAGAUCGAGGAGGUCAAAAACCUAAUAGCAGAACACCAGGCAUUCAUGGAGGAAAUGACCAGGAAGCAACCAGAUGUUGACAAGAUCACCAAGACACACAAAAGAAAGGCUGCCGUGGAGCCCCAAAUCCAGUCUCAGAUCCCUGUGCUGGACAAAGGAAGAGCUGGAAGAAAACGUUCUCCCACGCAAACGAUGUAUGCGUCAUCAACACAAGCUCCCAUUGAAACAAAGAACCCACGGGUUAACCUUCUGGUCACCAAGUGGCAGCACGUGUGGCUGCUGGCUUUGGACCGAAGGAGGAAACUCAACGAUGCUUUGGACCGACUGGAAGAGCUAAAGGAAUUCGCCAACUUUGACUUUGAUGUGUGGCGGAAACGCUACAUGCGCUGGAUGAACCAUAAAAAGUCUCGUGUCAUGGACUUCUUCCGGCGCAUUGACAAAGAUCAAGAUGGCAAGGUGACCCGACAGGAGUUUAUAGAGGGCAUUCUCUCUUCCAAAUUCCCUACCAGUCGUCUGGAGAUGAGCGCCGUAGCCGACAUAUUUGACAGAGACGGUGACGGCUACAUUGACUACUACGAGUUUGUGGCAGCUCUACAUCCCAACAAAGACGCUUACAAACCACUAACAGAUGCUGACAAAAUUGAAGACGAGGUCACGCGCCAAGUGGCGAAGUGCAAAUGUCCAAAACGAUUCCAGGUGGAGCAAAUUGGUGCCAAUAAAUACCGGUUCUACCUUGGAAAUCAGUUUGGUCUGGUUCACUGCUUACAUGACUCCUUAAUCGGCGAUGAGACAAUAGCAAACAGGGAAAAUCAAAAUCUUACCCCCCACCUACACGUUGCAGUUUUGGAAAGCUGUAUUCUGUUUGGAGACUCUCAGCAGCUUCGCCUCGUGAGAAUUUUACGCAGCACUGUGAUGGUGCGGGUGGGAGGAGGCUGGAUGGCUCUGGAUGAGUUUCUGGUGAAGAAUGACCCCUGUCGCGUUCAUCACCACGGGAGCAAAAUGUUGCGCUCGGAAUCAAACUCUUCAAUUACUCAGUCUCCUAUAGCUAAAGGCAGAACCAAUGUGGAGCUAAGAGAGAAGUUCAUCCUCCCAGAGGGAACCACUCAAGUGAUGGCGAGCUUCCGCUACAGAGGCCGGAGGUCUCGGCCAUCAUCUCGAGGAGCUUCUCCCAACAGAUCCACCUCCAGUCAGAGCCUUCCAGUCCCAGCCGCAAUGAGCACACCCAAGAAUCCCCAACACAUAACCCGCAAUUAUGAUAAGCCAUGGCUUACAAACAGCAAACCCUCCACUCCUCUUAAAUCAUCAGACUCCUUUGAGAGCCAAGGUUCAUCCUCAGAGAGUAAUCCGGUUCAAGGCAGCAGAUUGCGUCUGCCUGGGUACUUGUCCGGCAAAGGAUUUCAGUCAGGUGAAGAGGGAAGCUUGAUCAACGCUGCUGUACUAAAAGCUCGAACUCAGACAAUAGGUGAAUCAAGAAAAAAUUCCAGCCGACCAGGAAGCAAAGCCGGAAGCAGAGGAAGUAGUCGCAGAGGAAGUGACGCCUCUGACUUUGACAUCUCAGACAUCCAGUCCGUGUGCUCAGAUGUUUCUGAGACGGUUGGUGAAUCUACCAGAGCGACGCCGCGCUCUGCAUCCCGCCAACACGGAGGAAAACCCUCUAAGAUCCCCACUCCUCAAAGAAGAGCCACUCCUACAAGCAAACUGGCCAAGGGAUCCAAGCGAUAGACAGUGGCCUUGAAAACAAACAACCCAGGAGCUAGUUGCACCCUAAACACAUAACGGACACUGGAGACGUGUAACUUAAAAAAAAAAAGACUGCAAAUGUGUUGCGUGUUAUUUAAAUUCUUGCAAAGAUGUAAAAUAUUCUGUUAAGAGGCAAUAUGGUUUAAUAUUUUGUGAGAAUGGAACGUUAACGGCCUUGUGUAUUUGUUUUUAAUGUAUUUUACUUUUUGUGAAAAUGUGUCAAAUUGUUUUUAUUGUAUUUUAUUUUUAUUUAUGCAAAUCCUGUAGAGGAUUGAUGAACACUAGAAAAUCUGGAAACGAUCGUGUCGAACUAACAUUUCUACACUAAUGAAGGGCAAAAUGCAGGAUAGUGCUCUGAGAGUUACUGAAUGUACUGUAAUUUAUGUAUGCUUUUGUUUGGAGUAGAUGGUGCAUUAUGGUACCGUUUGACACACUGCAAUUAUCUAUUUAAGUGCUAUGUUAUACUGCCAACAUGCAUUUAAAGGGCAAUGCAAUAUACUACAAUAAACCCCACUAAGCACUGCAGAAGCCUUUGAAAACCCCUAUUUAAGACAAGUAGCAGAAACCUCGUAACCAUGACGCUUUUAUGUCCUGUUUGUCAGCAGCUGCAGCCCUUCUUUUUGUUUAACCACCUCACAGCAAAUGAGUACAGUGACCUUGAAGAGGUGCCACUUUAUGUAGACAUUCUCUGUGCAUCCAUGUCAAUGUAUGGUUAAUUUCGGUAGAGCUGAAAUUGUUAUUGUAACAUUACUUUGUAAUAAACCUGCUUGCAGAAAGACACCAGAGACUGGUGUGCACCACA